Messenger RNA from Quercus robur (English oak), 1634 nucleotides. RefSeq names its product F-box protein At4g00755-like. Lineage: Eukaryota; Viridiplantae; Streptophyta; Magnoliopsida; Fagales; Fagaceae. The transcript is spliced from 6 exons. Gene Ontology annotation, molecular function: protein binding. The coding region runs from base 194 to 1321 and encodes 375 amino acids. The record is from RefSeq and is a predicted model, not a curated record.
CGUUGGUUUUAUCCAGCACCUUUCAUUUAUUUCUCUCUCUACAUUUCGCAGUUUUAUCACAUUUCACAUCAGAGAUAGAGAUAGAGAUAGAGAUAGAGAUAAAGAUUUUACUCUCUUGUUCAUCUCCAAAGGUUUUGAAAUCUGAACAGACAACUGGGUUUUGCUCAGAAUUUGGUAUAGUUAAUUACUUGACAUGGAAGGGGGUAUGGAUUUCUUGAAUUGCCUUGACCUGGACAUGUCGUUGCAAAUUCUGAUGUAUUUGAAGGACCCAUCUGAUCUUGCCCGUGUUAGUUCUGUGUCACGGUCUUGGCGAGAUUUCGUCAUUGCAAAUGGCCUUUUUAAGCAGUUGUGCUUGAGAAUGUUUCCUCAGUUAUCUAGAGUUGCUCGUGUUAUGGAAUUGAACAAAUGUGGAGCAAAAGAGCCUGUAGAAGUUGGCUCUAGCUAUUCAACGGAAUGGGAAUCUUUGGCAAGGAAUCAUAGGGUCUAUGCUACUCUAGCUCGAGUUUGUACAUCAUUUCUUCCUGAGGAUUGCAUUUCAAAAGCAAUUAGUGCUUCUAGCACUGAUAAUUAUCCGGAAGAAAGUAUUGAAAAUACUCUGCGACCAGCAGAUAUUGUUCCACAUAGACCUUUGUACUGGUCAAGUAAAGGGCAAAAGAAUCCUGCAGUUCCUGAGACACUAAUAUACAAGCUGAAGUCUGAGUUUUGUGUUAUUACUGAAAUAAAGAUACGCCCUUUCGAAGCUUACUUUCAGCCUGGUUCGCCUAUAUAUUCCGCCAAAUCUGUGCGGUUUCAAAUGGGUCAUCCAAAAAGCCCUAAUGAUUUAGGGAGUCGUCUUCUGGGUGACCCAUUGCCUUCUGCUGAUGACACUUUCAUAUGGACCUACACUUCACCAGAAUUUCCAAUGGCUCAGGAAAGUUGCUUGCAGAAGUUUACGCUUCCAGAACCUGUUCUUUGCAUUGGUGGAAUUUUGCAGAUUGAGCUGCUGGGUAGGGUUCAGACACAAGAAGUGGAUGGCUUAUUCUAUAUUUGCAUGUCUUAUGUUCGAGUUAUGGGGCGUCCCUUAUCUCCAGCACUUCGUGUAGAAAUUCUUGAGCCAUCUGGGACAUUUGUCUUGAAGAAGGACAUGCAAGGCAAGUUUCAUACCCAACCAGGUUUACCUGAGAAUGAGGCCCGUGAAAUCCCUAAUGAUCGAUGGCAAAGACGUAUCAGAUAUUUGCAACAUUUUGUGGACAUAUUGCAGGGAAAUGCAAACGUAGUAGAAAUUGAAGAAUAUGAAUCAGGUGAAGAGGAAGAUGAAGCAGAGGAAGAAUAUCCUCUCUGAAUUUGACAUAUGUUAGAUAACUUAUAUCCAAUCCCUCUAAACACCCCCCCACCCCAACAAAAAAAAAGGGGGAAAAAUAAAAUUAAAUGUGUUUUUGAACUGAGUAGCUGCAAAUGUUGCAGUAAUUUAUCAUCUCAAGGCCUUUCUGUACGAAGAACUACGCAAAAAAAAAAUCCACUUCCUAUACAGUCUUUCUAUCUAGUGUUGUAUAGCCUUGACUUCUUCUUUUUCCCUGUUUUAGUGGUAUUGCACUAUUACUAUUAUCAGUAUGAGCAUCAAUAAUUAUGUUCUCUCACUGUUGGUGAGUUUACUA